Podospora pseudopauciseta is the source of this 2657-nucleotide messenger RNA. RefSeq names its product General negative regulator of transcription subunit 5 (gene NOT5). NCBI's taxonomy places the organism in Eukaryota, Fungi, Ascomycota, Sordariomycetes, Sordariales, Podosporaceae. Bases 524 to 2467 code for a protein of 647 amino acids. Gene Ontology annotation, cellular component: P-body; nucleus; CCR4-NOT core complex. The record is from RefSeq and is a predicted model, not a curated record. The transcript is spliced from 5 exons. Gene Ontology annotation, biological process: nuclear-transcribed mRNA poly(A) tail shortening; regulation of DNA-templated transcription.
AGGAGGGUGCUGUCAAUUGCUCCGUCAUCAAUCAAAGAUAGUAGCCAAGUGAAUUGCUCCAUGUGUAACCCAAUUGAUAAGGCCCGAGGGCGAGGCUCUUUAUCGGGGGCGAUAGUGGAUACUAGUGCGAGUCCCAAUCCCAGGUCUCACACAGGGCAGCAGCGGGCGGGCGAGGUGAGGGUGUCUGAGCUGGGCUUGCCAUUCUUUGAUUUGGCCGACAGCCUGCCAUCUCUUGCUGCAUCAGCAAACAGCCUGGUUUGUUUCAGCGACUUCGCAUUCCCUUCCCUUCCCCCCCCUCAAUACCAACCACGACUUGUUCCCCUUCUCGCAUGUUGCCCUUUUUUACGCCGACAGAGCUGCAAUCAUCCCCACGCUUUGGCAGUCAUAUUCCGACUACUCCAACCCUGGAGAGAAAGGCUGAUUGCCUGCCCCCGAGUUAUUUGGUCGCGCGACGGCCAGCCACCAAACGAACCCCUCACCCUAAACCUUACGUUUCCUACAGCGCAGCACCACUACCAGCAAGAUGGCGGCACGAAAGCUGCAGCAGGAAGUCGACAAGUGCUUCAAGAAGGUGGCUGAAGGUGUCGCCGACUUCGAGGCCAUUUACGAGAAGAUUGAGCAGUCCACCAAUCAGGCGCAAAAGGAGAAGCUAGAAGAUCAGCUGAAGCGAGAAAUCAAGAAGUUGCAGAGGCUGCGCGAUCAGAUCAAGACAUGGGCUGCUAGCAAUGAUAUCAAGGAUAAGGGGCCGCUGCUGGAGCAGCGGAGGCUGAUAGAGACGCAAAUGGAGAAGUUCAAGGCUGUCGAAAAGGCGAUGAAGACGAAGGCGUACUCUAAAGAGGGGUUAUCAGCCGCCACCAAGCUGGACCCCAAGGAGCAAGCGAAGCUGGAGGCAAGCGAAUUCCUGAGCAACAUGGUUGACGAACUCGAGCAGCAAAUCGAAACCCUCGAGGCCGAAGGCGAAUCGAUACAAGCCACCAUGAAGAAGGGCAAGGGACAGGCAACCAAGCUGGAGCGCAUCGCCGAGAUAGAGCGCAUCAUCGAACGGCAUAAAUGGCACCAAGGGAAGCUGGAGCUGAUUCGCCGCUCACUCGAAAAUGGGGGCGUCGAGACCGAGCAAGUCACGGACCUAGAGGAGAGCAUCAAGUACUACGUGUCCGACGGCAUGAACGACGAUUUCCCCGAGGACGAGGGCAUGUAUGACGAUCUAAACCUGGAAGAAGAGGAGGAUGCCUUUGGUAUGAACCUGGAGAACGACAAGGGCUCAUCACAGGACACCCAGUCGGUUCAAGAGGAGCCAGCCCCUGAGCCCGAGACGACAAGACCGGCAGCUGCUGCUCCGGUCGGAAAGCAACGCACGGUGGCCGAUGCUGUGACAGGGUCGGCUACACGACGUCCCUCGGCCCAAAAGUCACCCCUCCCAACGCUCGCAACCGUCCACAACUCGCAAACAACCAACAGCAAUGGGGUCCAGGCCAAUGUUGCCAUGAAGCCGGCAGCGCUACCAACCCGGCCCGCCGAGGGUUUGAAGUAUGCCAGCGCAGCAGCAGCCGCUGCCGCAAGCGAUAAGAACAACGUGGGCAUUGCGCCUUUACCCCCUCCGCCAGGUGCUCCUCCAGCAUCCGCCGCCUCUCCGUUAGCACCAAGUCAGCCGAGGACAAGUACUACCAACUCUCCCAGCACAGCACCCAUACAACCGGUGGUGCAGGACAGGGCACCCCUACAAACUGCCCAGCCGCCAGCCAAGGAAGCGCCCAAAUCUGCAGCAUCAAAGGGCAAGGCUCCUGUACAACCGCCAACCGCCACACCAGCAGCUUCAGAUCACGGAGAUGCCACCCCCGCGCGAGCAGGUUCGGCGUCAACACAAGGGGCUCCAGUAUCAGCACCAGUACCGGCUGCGAACGGCGUUUCUAAUGGCAUCAAGCCAAUCGAGGAGGAAGAGGAAGAUGAAGAGGAAGAGUCGAUAUAUCAUCUCCCUGCGGUCCUCCAAGACCUGGUGGAAUCAUACGAAGUGACCAAGAAGCGGACGGCGUCAAUAAACUCACCAUUGACCCAGAGGAUGCAUAUCACAUCGGAAGCGGCUAAGCCUGAAGUUGCGGAUGCCGAACCACCCCGCGCGUAUGUGCCGGAGACGAAGUACCUCGCGCACACACACUUCCCACAAGAGCCGCUAGAUAUCCUGGAUGACCCACGACUGUACGAACGAAUCGAGCCAGACACACUCUUUUACGUUUUCUACUACAAACAGGGGACAUACCAGCAAUAUCUUGCCGCGAGGGCUUUGAAGGACCAGAGUUGGAGGUUCCAUAAACAAUACCAGACAUGGUUUCAGAGACACGAAGAACCAAAGUCGAUUACCGAAGAGUUUGAACAGGGGACGUACCGCUUCUUCGAUUAUGAGAGCACAUGGAUGAACCGCAGAAAGGCAGAUUUUAAGUUUGCCUACAAGUUUCUCGAGGAUGAGGUUUGAACUUGUGUGCCGGCAAGAUGGUCGUGUGUGGUCUAGCGAUGUAACCUUAACGCUGGGGCUUUCUUUAGUGAGACAUUGGGCUCACGGACACUACAGAGUGUCGAUAACGUUUGGAGGAAACAACAUAAUUGCAAUGUUUUGACUCGGUGCACUGAAGCAUCACUGUAUUGUUGUAGGCAUAUCUCGUGAC